This is a messenger RNA of Echinops telfairi (small Madagascar hedgehog), 2787 nucleotides long. RefSeq names its product LIM domain binding 1 (gene LDB1). Gene Ontology annotation, molecular function: LIM domain binding. The record is from RefSeq and is a predicted model, not a curated record. The transcript is spliced from 11 exons. Bases 160 to 1287 code for a protein of 375 amino acids. Gene Ontology annotation, cellular component: transcription regulator complex; nucleus. Gene Ontology annotation, biological process: negative regulation of transcription by RNA polymerase II; nervous system development; positive regulation of transcription by RNA polymerase II. Lineage: Eukaryota; Metazoa; Chordata; Mammalia; Afrosoricida; Tenrecidae.
GCGCCCAGUCCUUCCCCUGGCUGGGCUGCCUGCGCUGCCCGUCCCCCUCCUGGCCCCCUUCGUUCUGUUCUCUCAGGUUGUUCCUCAAAGUCAUUCAAGCUGUACUCGCCGAAGGAGCCCCCGAACGGCAACGCCUUCCCCCCCUUCCAUCCUGGCACCAUGCUGGAUCGGGAUGUGGGUCCAACUCCCAUGUACCCGCCUACAUACCUGGAACCUGGGAUCGGGAGGCACACCCCAUAUGGCAACCAAACUGACUACAGAAUAUUUGAGCUUAACAAACGGCUUCAGAACUGGACAGAGGAGUGUGACAAUCUCUGGUGGGAUGCUUUCACGACUGAGUUCUUUGAGGAUGAUGCCAUGCUAACCAUCACUUUCUGCUUGGAGGAUGGACCAAAGAGAUACACCAUUGGCCGGACCUUGAUUCCACGCUACUUCCGCAGCAUCUUUGAAGGGGGUGCCACGGAGCUGUACUAUGUGCUUAAGCACCCCAAGGAGGCAUUCCACAGCAACUUUGUGUCCCUCGACUGUGACCAGGGCAGCAUGGUGACCCAACAUGGCAAGCCUAUGUUCACCCAGGUGUGUGUCGAAGGCCGGUUGUACCUGGAGUUCAUGUUUGAUGACAUGAUGCGGAUAAAGACGUGGCACUUCAGCAUCCGGCAGCACCGAGAGCUCAUCCCCCGCAGCAUCCUUGCCAUGCAUGCCCAGGACCCCCAGAUGCUGGAUCAGCUCUCCAAAAACAUCACCCGAUGUGGGCUGUCCAAUUCCACUCUCAACUACCUCCGACUCUGUGUGAUACUUGAGCCCAUGCAGGAGCUCAUGUCCCGCCAUAAGACCUACAGCCUCAGCCCCCGUGACUGCCUCAAGACCUGCCUUUUCCAGAAAUGGCAGCGCAUGGUAGCACCCCCAGCGGAGCCCGCCCGGCAGCAGCCCAGCAAACGACGGAAACGGAAGAUGUCAGGGGGCAGCACCAUGAGCUCGGGGGGCGGCAACACCAACAACAGUAACAGCAAGAAGAAGAGCCCAGCCAGCACCUUCGCCCUCUCCAGCCAGGUACCUGAUGUGAUGGUGGUGGGGGAGCCCACCCUGAUGGGCGGGGAGUUCGGGGACGAGGACGAGAGGCUCAUCACCCGGCUGGAGAACACCCAGUUUGAUGCGGCCAACGGCAUCGACGACGAGGACAGCUUUAACAACUCCCCCGCCCUGGGCGCCAACAGCCCCUGGAACAGCAAGCCUCCAUCCAGCCAGGAAAGCAAAUCGGAGAACCCCACGUCACAGGCCUCCCAGUAAAGGCCCCCCAAGGCCACCCAGCACUCUGCCUGCCUGCCCCAACCCUCGCAGCCCCAGGGAGCAGAGGACAGAAUGAAGAGACUGAGCAUUGCAAAUGGGCAACCUCCAUCCACCCGCUUCAUGGAGGGACUGGACUCAUGAGGGUGCAGGCGCCAAGACUUGGGCCCCCCCCCGCCCCCCAGUGGCCCGGGGGGAGGCCUGACCUCUGCAGAGCAUUUUGAGGGAAGGGGAAACUUCUGAUGUCCACGUGGGUACUGACUGGGCCUGUAAGGAAAGCUGUGGCCUGACCACCUGACCACUCCCCCCUUCCCCCCCAGGACGUUUACCUCCAUUCUCACUGGGCUCUCCAUCCAUCCUCUGACUCUAUCCCCUUCAAGCCUGGGAUUGGCACCACCCACAGCCUUUAGGAACUUGAAGUUACAGGGCUUGGUUGGAUGCCCCACCUCCCCACUCCCCAGGAGGUUGGUGGUAGAGGGGUAAAUCUCUGGGCUCCUCCCCCUUCUGCUACCUAUCCUAGCUCCAUGUUUUUAAAAAAAUAAUAUUAUUAAAAAUGUAAGUUUUUAAAAAAAGAUCACUCAUGGCCCCCCCCUUCCUCGUAUUCAAGUCCAGCUACCUCCCUACUCCUGGCUUAGGGCCCAGAUGGGGUUGGGAGUAAGGGGAUAUGCAUAUCGUUUUCUACCGCUUGAGAGUUUCAAACCAAGGAGACACCUUGCCCUCUCUCCCCUUUUCCUCUUGGAUGGGGGCGGGGUGGGGGGGGCAGGUCAUGAGGCAGGGGAGGCCAAGGAUGACCAUGUCUGCCCCUCUUGAGGACAACCCCCACACUGCUGUCAGUCUCCUCAUCUUCUUGGUGACCCCGCCCCUCCUGCCCUCCUAGUGCUUGUGAUUUCCUCCACAACCCCAGCCCCCAACCCCCCUAUCUCCUCUCCACUAGAGCAGUUGUCCGGUGGGGGAGGGUGUGUGUUGUUGGGUCUCAUUUGGGCAGGCAUGGGGUGGGGAGGGGCCCAUCCACUGUCCUCUCCUCUCCCUCCUCCCCUUCAACUGCAUAGCUAGUGCAGCCUUUUCCAUACAGGGGAAGGACCCACUGAGGGUGCCUAGUUCUGCACCUACCUGAGAGCAAUGGGUUUCUAUCCCCCCUGGAGCGUCUUCGUUUCCCAGGAUCCCCUCUCUCUCCUUCCUGAUGGAGGAGAGACAGCCAGGAUCCUCUGCUUCCUUUCGGAUAGGCCUGGGGAGGCCAAGGACCAGGGUCCUUUGCAUCUGGGCCCAGGUCCAGCUUUGCUGCCUUCCCCUACAGGUGGUCCCAAAGUGUUAGCAUCGCCUCUCACCCCCAAGUCUCCCCACACCGUGUUUCUUCCACUCCAGCUGCUGGGAGGGUAUCACAUACAGAGCUGAGGGGAGAGGUGGGGAACGUGGGUUUCCCACCCCAACUGUAAUGCCUUUUUUUGGUGGGGGGCCAUUUGAGUCAUGUAUGGUACCAAUCAAUAAAGAGAGUUUUUGGUUUGA